UUGGACAAUAACAGCCAUCGCUUUCGGGGGAGCACGUCUAUAUUAUGUGGCUAACGUUGAAGAAAACUCCUCCAGUCGGCUGCGAAACCUCACGCGACACCGACACGCUGCGCGCGCGACUCCCUGCCACCGGGAAAGGUGAUUUCUCAGCCUCUGCACGCGAUGACAUUUUAGACAGAAAAAAAAAAAAAACGCUGGCUGCGAGCUUCAGAUUUUGAAAGGGGCGUGGCUGGCGUGCUGGGUACCACUUCAUCACUGAAAGGAUGCUGAUAGCUUAGCAACAGCGUUCAAGGAAGGCGGAAAAGGAAGGCGGAGAGGAGAGAGACAAUGGAUGUGCGAUUUGCCCAGCGUCGUCACCGGGCAGGCUGAGCAGAGUGUUUUCGCUUCGAGCUGGAAAGAGAGCGGCAGCGGCGUCAGUCGUGGGGGCCGAGUCGACCACGAGAAGGAGCCAGGAAUGCAUAAUCGAAAUGUGUGACGUUCCAGCAGACGCCAUGGCCACGCAGGAGCCGUCCCCUCCCUCGUCCAUGGAGAGCAACAAGCCCGGCUUCCCCAAGAAGAUCCUGGGCAACAAGCUGGAGGACAAGCACCUGUGCAACUGCUGCCACAACAUCCUCCGACGGCCGUUUCAGGCGCAGUGUGGACACCGCUUCUGUUCCUACUGCUUCAACAGGACUGUGAGUAAUGGACCUCAGAAAUGCAGCGCCUGCAUCAAAGAGGAUAUCUUUGAGGAUCCGACAUCGAUUUUGAAACAAGGAUGUGCUUUUCCCGACAACGCCGUGCGACGGGAAGUCGAAAACCUCUCAGCUGUUUGUAUCAAUGAGAAUUGCACUUGGAAGGGCAGCAUUAAAGAGUACGAGCUGAUCCACGAGGGGAAGUGCGAGUUCAUGAUCAUCCCGUGUCCCUCCUGCAAAGAACGGAUUCGCUUCAACGAACAGGAGCGCCACAACGAGCGGGAAUGCCCCGAGAGGACGCUCAACUGCAAGUACUGCAAGGAGCCAUUCCACUUCAAGAACAUCAAGGCGCACGAUGAGAUCUGUCCCAAGUACCCGAUGAUCUGUGAAGGCUGUGCCAAGAAAAAAAUACCCAGAGAAAAGUACGUGGACCACAUCAAGUUCUGCAGCAAAUUCAGAACUCCGUGUCGAUUUCACGUCGUGGGAUGUGAUAUGUCUGUGGAAAAGGAAAAGAUUCAUGACCACGAGCGCGCCUUUGCCUUCGAGCACCUCAAUCUGCUGCUGCACUACAUUAUGGGCAUGAAGGUGAGCAUGGAGGUCCUGCAGCCCCAGGGACCGGAACUCUCCGGACACAAACUGGUGGAGCUCCAGCAGUCCCUCAGGGAGCUCGAGGCCAGAGUCUCCCAGCUUAUCACCACCUCCUCUGGGCCUCCCGUGCAGGGAGCCUCCGCCGCCUCCUCCUCCUCCUCCUCUUCAUCCUCUAGCUCCGGUCUCCCCGGUUCGACCGCUUCGGCUCCCCCCCCCCCGGCUCCCGCUCUGUCCGUGUCCACCUCCUUCACGCCUCUGCCCAGCUCGGUGGGCGCGGUGCUGGAGCUCCAGCUCCACGGCCAGAAGGCCAAAGUGGCGGAGCUGGGUCGCAGGUGCACGGAGCUCGAGGUCAAGUCCGUCACGUUCGAGAACGUGGUGUGCGUCCUGAACAGGGAGGUGGAGAGGUUUGCCACCACCAUGGAAGCCGGCAGCCGCCAGCACAAACUGGACCAGGACAAGAUCGAGGCGCUGAGCAACAAGGUGCGGCAGCUGGAGCGGACGGUGGGGCUGAAGGACCUCACGGUGGCUGAGAUGGAGGGCCGGCUGAGGGAAAUGUCCGCCACGACCUUUGAUGGCGUCUUCGUCUGGAGGAUCUCCGAUUUCGCCAAAAAGAGGCAGGAUGCCAUUGCGGGUCGAGCCCCGGCCAUGUUCUCACCAGCCUUCUACACCAGUAAGUACGGCUACAAGAUGUGUCUGCGGAUCUACCUGAACGGAGACGGGACCGGGCGCGGCAGCCACUUGUCCCUGUUCUUUGUGGUGAUGAGGGGGCUGAGUGACGCUCUGCUCAAGUGGCCUUUCAACCAGAAGGUGACCCUGAUGCUGCUGGACCAGAGCAACAGGGAGCACAUCAUCGACGCCUUUCGCCCCGACGUCACCUCCUCCUCCUUCCAGCGGCCGGUGAGCGAGAUGAACAUCGCCAGCGGCUGCCCGCUCUUCUGCCCGCUCUCCAAGCUCGACGCCAAGAACUCGUACAUCCGCGACGACACCAUCUUCAUCAAGGCCAUCGUGGACCUCACCGGCCUCUAGACACCCCCCCCGCCCCAUCCCCCAUCCCCCAUCCGGGUGCGACAGUUUUGGCAAACGGGCAGCUCGACCAUUAGAAGCUUAAUUUAUGGCUGGAUGGUGGUCCCUUCAGGGCUCUGUUGAGGCUCAACGUCGCCGUUCAGCUUCAGGGAGACGCGCCCGCUCGCAGCUGCGUGCGGCUGCAGUUUGCUCCGUCCGGACGGCGCCGGCAUCGUCGUAUCCAGGCGGUCUCUCUGCGUUUCGGGGGUGUGAAAAAGCCUCUUUUUUUUUCUCCUCCUCCUCCUCUCCUCCUCCUUUUUCUUUCUUUCAUUCUUUUGAUGUCCCAGGUGGGUGUCGCUUCGGUUUCAGUUAAAGGAGGACACAGGAGUGAGGUCAGAGAGGUCAGAGAGGUCAGCGCGGCGGUGAGUAGGAGAAGGGAUGUCGAAGUGAACAGAAAAAGGAGUGAGAGAGAGUGAUAGAACCCCGUGCGUCGCGUUAGAACCCCCCGCGCGCUAGAACCGGGUUUGUAGAUUACAGAUCGUCGACGUGAUCGUAGACUUAGAGCAUGGCUUCAUCGCGGCUUCUUUUUUUCCUUGCAGAUUGUGGAUAUUGUGAGCUUCUCAAUUCCAGUGUCGAGUGAAUUUGCAUAGACAAACGUGGAGUUAUGUUAUGAAUAAGAUGACAGGCAUUUCUUUUGCCUUUUUUUUUUUUUCAUUUUAUUUUAUUUCAGGGGCGUGCCCGCUGGCCGUUUUAAAAAAAAGUAUAAAACGGCUCUUUAUUUCUGACGGAGCUUUACGAAAGCUUCCUGUUUUUUUUGCUGUUGAAGAGUUGUUAGUGAAUUAGCCAUCCGUGAUGGUGGACAUUGCCUGCACGUCUUUGGAGCCAGGCUACUUUGAACAUGUAAAGUUAGUGUUUGCGUAUUUGUUCCUAUAUAUUCUGGUUUUUUUGGUUUUUUUUACGUGCUUCUGAUUGGUGGUUUGGUACAUCUGUGGAAGAUACAGUGGAGUUACCAAGGAGUCAGGGCAGCUUGCCGGUCAAGCCUGAGGCGUUAAUCUCUGACAAACAUCACACAGCUGGGAGUUCUCCCCCCCCCCCCCCCACACACACACACACAUACUAGCUCACAUAGUACAGUACCCCCCCCCAUCCCUCCACCACCACCUCCACAGACUAGAGGUCACCACAGGUUUCCACAAAAAUGAAGGAAUGUUCCGUUCCUUGUUCUUCUGUGUGUAUGCGUGUGUGUUUCUGCUGCUCUUAAGAUAGGAUCUAAAUAUAUACGUGUUGGUGCAAAAUAUACACAAGGCUGAAAUGCGACGUGAACAAAAAAACGUGUGAUUGUAACAGAUUGUCGUGGGUCGAACGGGCCCUUAUCGACAUUUAUAUUUAUUGCAGGUCGAUGUUCAGUGCAGUCCCCCCCUCCCCCACCACCCUCCCGUCCCCCCAGAUAACUCUUUAGUGUUUUUAAUGGGCUCUCACUGCACAUAAAAUCCACGUUGUAACAUGUGAUGUUUUCAAUGUGUCCACCAGAGAUUGCUGCUCGACUCACUUGGCAUGCAUGCUGAGGUUUCUCGAGGUUCACGGCGGCCCCUUUGAAAACCAGUCUCGACCUGCAUUGAAACCUCUCUGUGCAUGGGAGGCUUCAAUCCAUUAUUCACUAUGGAGUCCCCCCCCCCCUCCCUUUCUGCCACCCCCCACGUGCGUUUAUUUGUGAUUUUGUUUGGACGGAAAAUAACCGUAGAAUAGUUAUUAUGUUAUAUCUGGCGCCGCGUCUGCGGCCGCUUAUAUUCAUAGCAAUUUAUAAAGAUGUAUCUUUCAUAUCAUAAUGUUGAAAUAAUCUAUAUAUCAAUGUUUUAUACACGAGAUGUUAUAAUAAACAUAGUAUUACUGAAUACCUUAUUAAUUCUAUAUCUAUAUACCAGCCUUUUGUUUGUUGAGAUGGUUUGAACAGGCCAGGACGACCCCCCCCCCCCCUCUCCUUGUGCAGUAAGGACUUAUGAUUCCUUCUAGAGUGCAAUAUAUAUGUAAAUAUACUUAUAUAUGAUUAUGUCUGUAAGAUUUUGAUGACACCUUGGCUUUAAGGGUUUACAGAAGUCACACUCGACUUAUUUGUUCCCAUCACUCAUUGUGGCGCCGAAGCAAGAGAGAUGUUUUUAAUGUUGAGGAGUUCAUGCUGUAAGUGGUGUUUCUAUUCUCACCUUUAAGAGAAGAAAAUGUGUCAGUGAAGACGUGUAAUUGGUAGGAUGAACAUUAUUUUUUAAGUGGUCUUGUAUCGUGCCAAAAUCAAUAUAUUACCUCCGUGUACUAACAAUGUUGUAUUUGCAAGAUAUAUUGUAUGUUCUAUGCUAAAAUAUGGUGCCAAAUGUUUAUUUUUCAAUUUGUGCUGUGUGUGUAUGUGUGUGCCAUUUUAAUAUGAUGCAUGUGUCACCACUUCUAUGAAUACUGCCCCAUGACUACAAACCCUCCCAAGGUUUUGUUUUUGAAUGUAAGCUUUAAUAGAUUAAUUUUUUAACGCAAAGCAGCAGUUCUGUAAAUGUGAUGCAGUCGACUUGAAGCAACUUUAUUUGUGCACUUUGUAUCGGAUUAUAUUGUAUAUUGUUUGUGCAAACAGGGUAUUUCAUUGAGUGAUUUAUGUACCUUAAAUCAGAUAGUAAAUCUAUAAAUAUAUAUAUCUGAUGUUGAUAAUAUUGAUGUGUUAUGGACGGUAAAAAAGGACAGCAGUAUGUAUUAAAGUUUGCUGGUUUCAGCUUG
Pseudoliparis swirei is the source of this 5012-nucleotide messenger RNA. Its product is annotated as TNF receptor-associated factor 2-like. The record is from RefSeq and is a predicted model, not a curated record. Gene Ontology annotation, cellular component: cytoplasmic side of plasma membrane; plasma membrane signaling receptor complex; cytosol. Bases 468 to 2285 code for a protein of 605 amino acids. Gene Ontology annotation, molecular function: zinc ion binding; tumor necrosis factor receptor binding; ubiquitin protein ligase binding. The transcript has 12 exons. Gene Ontology annotation, biological process: tumor necrosis factor-mediated signaling pathway; regulation of apoptotic process; positive regulation of JNK cascade. NCBI's taxonomy places the organism in Eukaryota, Metazoa, Chordata, Actinopteri, Perciformes, Liparidae.